Messenger RNA from Corythoichthys intestinalis (scribbled pipefish), 4661 nucleotides. RefSeq names its product endoplasmic reticulum aminopeptidase 2 (gene erap2). The record is from RefSeq and is a predicted model, not a curated record. The coding region runs from base 401 to 3301 and encodes 966 amino acids. Gene Ontology annotation, molecular function: zinc ion binding; peptide binding; metalloaminopeptidase activity. The transcript is spliced from 21 exons. Gene Ontology annotation, biological process: proteolysis; peptide catabolic process. NCBI's taxonomy places the organism in Eukaryota, Metazoa, Chordata, Actinopteri, Syngnathiformes, Syngnathidae. Gene Ontology annotation, cellular component: cytoplasm.
CUCAAGAGCAGUGCAUUUUGGGGAAUUGAAAUGACUCCUGUUUUGAUUGUCAGCUGUGGACCCUCCUCCAUCCAUGCACAACAGUUAUUGGGGGCGCACCUGUCCAAACGUUUGUUUCCAGAGAUAAGAAAAAAGACGAGAGUAAUCUCUUUUCCUGCACUAAAGCGCCACACAGUGGCGGGUGGACUUACUAGACUGGGAGGGCUGGUCAAAGAGAAAGUGAAAGUCUUGAACGUUGCAACAAGGUUAUGUCAAGCUAACAUGAGCAAGGUUUAAGAAACAAAGACAACGAAAAACCUGGGAGCUCCUGUACGUUUUGGCAUCAGACAGGUCACAUUUACAGGUUUUCAAAGCAAAGGAUUUGACAGCUUGCUUUCAUCAGCGGUUGUUAGCCUGCUGCAUGGGUUUGGCUCUUUAUUCAGUCAAGGACGUUUUAUCCAAGAUGGUCUUGGUAGGGCUGCUUGUGUUGUCUAUUCUCCAUUCAUGUGCGAUUGGAAUGCAGCCCACCCAAAUUUCACAGCAGGCAUCAAGCCCUCAUCCUCCUCCUCAAGAACAAACUCCUAUAGGGACUGACAAUCUGUCCUUCCCUUGGAGUCGCCUUCGCUUGCCAAUGUACAUAAUUCCUCGUCAUUACGACAUCAUGGUGCAUCCAAACCUCACUCGUCUACAUUUCACCGGCUCAGUUAUGAUACAAAUUGAUGUCCAGAACAAUACAAAUUGGGUAGUGUUACACAGCAAGGGUCUGAAAAUCUCCAAGGCAACCAUACUGGACAAGAACCUCGCUCAUCUGUCUGAUCAGGUUCUGCCUUGUCUUCAUAAUCCUGCACAUGAGCAGAUAGGGAUCUUCUCACCCAGGGUACUCAGCAGUGGACAAAAGUACUUCCUAUAUAUUGAAUUUGGGGCAGAGUUGGCCGAAGGCUUCCAUGGAUUCUAUAAAAGCACCUACACGACAAGUUCAGGAGAGAUCAGAACUUUAGCCUCUACUCACUUCGAGCCUACUAGUGCUCGUAUGGCAUUCCCUUGUUUUGACGAGCCGAGCUUUAAAGCCACCUUCACAGUUACGAUAAGACGGAGCUCUGAGUACAUUUCUUUGUCCAAUAUGCCGGUAGUAAAAUCAGUUGAAGUGGAUGAUGGCUUGAUGGAGGACCAGUAUGAUACAACUGUCAAGAUGAGCACGUACCUUGUAGCUUUUAUCGUCUGUGAUUUUAAAUCUGUUAGUGCAAAAACAUCUUCUGGAGUGCAGGUGUCCAUCUAUGCUGAUCCAGAGAAAUGGAAUCAGACGAACUAUGCCCUUGAAGUUGCUAUCAAAAUGCUCGACUUCUAUGAGGAUUAUUUCAACAUUCGUUAUCCGCUACCCAAAUGUGAUCUAAUCGCCAUCCCUGACUUCCAAUCGGGUGCGAUGGAAAAUUGGGGCUUGACCACCUACAGAGAGACUAGCCUGCUUUUUGACCCUGACAUAUCAUCGGUAUCUGAUAAACUGUGGGUAACCAUGGUGAUUGGGCAUGAGCUUGCACAUCAGUGGUUUGGUAACUUGGUAACGAUGAAGUGGUGGAAUGAUACCUGGCUGAAUGAGGGGUUUGCCAGAUACAUGGAGUAUAUUUCAGUGGAGGCUAACUACCCUGAACUCAAAGUGGAGGAAUAUUUGUUGCACGCAUGUUUUGCAGCAAUUGGUCAUGAUUCUUUGAAAUCAUCACGGCCAAUAUGCAGCCCAGCAGAGAAUCCAACUCACAUCCAGGAGAUGUUUGACACCAUCUCUUACGAGAAAGGAGCGUGUAUCCUUCAGAUGCUGCACCACUUUUUGUCAAAUGAUGUGUUCCAGAGUGGGAUAGUUCGAUACCUCCGCAAAUAUAGUUACCAGAAUGCACAAAACCAGGAUCUGUGGGACAGUCUGGGCAAUACAUGCCUAGAAGAGGAUUUUACCUUGGGCCAGCAUUGUUACAACAAAGAACAGGAUAAUAAGAAUUCAUAUACAUUGGCUGGAGAACACUUGGACUUGACAACCAUGAUGAACACUUGGACUCUGCAGAAAGGUAUCCCUCUGGUAAUUGUAAAAAGAGAGGGUCCAAGUCUGAUGCUAAGACAGGUCAGAUUCCUGAGGACAGAACUGCCCUCUGACCCCAACUGGUCCACAUUGCAAAAAGGUUAUUUGUGGCAUAUUCCUUUGACGUACAAGAUGGAUACUUCUAGCACCAUCCAUAGACACAUGAUGACAACACAUACAGACAGUGUCCACAUAGGAGAGAAUGUCAACUGGGUGAAGGUCAAUGUGGACAUGACUGGCUACUAUGUAGUUCAUUAUGAAAAUGGCGGAUGGGAGGAGAUAACAAAGCUGCUGAGAGAAAACCACACUGCUCUAAGCUACAAAGACAGGACCCAUUUGAUACACAAUGCCUUUCAACUGGUCACGGCAGGUUACCUUCCACUGAACAAAGCAUUCGAUUUGAUUGGUUAUCUGCAUCUGGAGACACAUACAGUACCUCUGCUCAUAGGAUUGGGCUACCUGGAAACACUUUAUCAUAUGACUGAGAAGCGGAGUGAUGUGGAACUGGUGCAAAACUUUAGGAACUACAUCCUGCAGUUUUUCCGUGGAGUCAUUGACCAACAGACAUGGAGUGACGAUGGCUCUGUGUCAACUCGGCGACUUAGGUCAGAGGUCCUCUCCUUGGCUUGUCAUCUGAAUGACACUUCAUCUUUACAUGAAGCACACUGGCGUUUUAAAGACUGGCUUCAGUCAAACGGAGAACUCAAGCUUCCCACCGAUGUGGCAGAGACUGUGUAUGCAGUUGGUGCCAAGGAUGAUCAUGGAUGGGGCUCACUCUUGCAUAUGUACAAGACAGCAAGCUCACCGGCACUGAAAGACAAAAUUUUGUUUGCCUUAACCAGCAGCAGAGACAUAAAUAAAUUACAAAGACUGUUGGACCUGGGUCUGGAAGGUCACGUGAUACGACCCCAGGACCUGACCAGGCUCAUCGUGUUGGUGGCCAGAAACCCUCAGGGACAUCACAUGGCAUGGAACUUUGUUAAGAAAAACUGGAGCACACUAGUUCAAAAAUUUGAGUUGGGCUCAUCUACUAUUCGAAACAUACUCAUAGGCACCACAGGCCAGUUUACAUACCCAGAGGAAUACACUGAGGUGAAGUUGUUCUUUGAGUCCAUCAAAGAACAUGCAUCUCAAUUCAAGGGUCCUCAACUUGCACUGGAAAACUUGCAGAAAAAUGUUCGGUGGAUGCAGAGGAACUUGGAGACAUUAAAAAACUGUGUUUCUGAGAAAUACAACUCACGACAGAAGAAGGAAUUGUAAUAGUUGAUUUUUAGAUUUCAUUUCAUAAUUUUACAAUUUACAGUAUGAUGAAAAAUUAGUUUUUCAAAAGGAAAACUUAAUUCCAAUGACUUAUUUGCGAAUAUGUUUUGGGGUUAUUAUGCUGUACAAAUAACAUUCUGCUAUAACAAAAUAAUUAGAUGAUUCAUUGUAAAAUGACACAUACUGUUGAGGGUGGUCAAACAAGAUAUUUGGUUUAGAGGGUAUGUUUAUUUCGUGUUGUCUUUGUCUGACUUUUACGUGAAAUGUUCUUGAAUAUUAAAGAGGGAAAACUAUAAAAACAUUCAGAAUUUCAUAUUGGCCUAUGUUUUUGUAAGCCUUUUGUAAGCUUCAGCUGCCUUAAAGAUUUCCCAAGCCCCCAGAAAUAAUUUGGUGUUGAUAUAUUAAAAAAAAAAAAAAAAAAAAAAAUGCUGACAUAUUCACUAUGAAGUUGCCAGAAUAUUAGUUCAAAUAAUCAUAUAACCUAUCAUUAUUAGGGUUAGGGUUAAAAAUAGCCGCAAAUACAGCGAUUACAAAGUAAACACAACAAAUUAAGGACUACUUAGGUUUGAUCAUUGAUAGGCAUGUAAAAAGCUCUCCUCAUGCACAUUAGCUGCACGUUAGCUGCACAACAACUGCAGCCGCCCUCCUCCGGGGAACGAGCUGUAAAUUGCUCUCCAGCGAAGACAAUCGACAACCCAGUCGUCAUGUCAAAACAUCCGGGCUAGUUAUGUGUGAUUUUCCGCUUCGAAGACUUUGAAACAUCACUCGGGUCGGGUUAGCAUGUCGGCUAGCUGUCACGCCUCUUGGUUUGUUUACAUUCUCCGAACCCGGGGAAGGGAAAUGACAUAUGUCCGAUUUAGGUGUCAUGAAAUAUCGUUCGGGAGGUGCGAAAGUAAAGGUGAAGUCGACAGUUUUGACCAUUAUGGAGUAAUUUUGCCAUGUCGUCCUGAAUAAGUGCAUUUUUAUUAUUUCAUAUUCCAUUUAGCACAUGACCAUGCCAUUUGUUUAGCAAUUAGGGAAAAAUACUUGAAUAAAAGAAUAUCUUGUAAAAAUAUUGAAGUAAAGAGACAGAACUAAUGACAUUCUGCAGCUCUCUUCGUCGCGUUUUCCUCGUUGUGAAUAGUUCCCCCUCGAAGGGCUGACUGGUCCUUCUCAAGCUAUUUAUUUAGCUAUUGGGGAAAAAUACUUGGAUAAAAAGAAUAUCCUGUAAAAAUAUUGGAGUAGAGAGACUGAAACAAUGACAUUUUGAUGCUCUCUUCGUCGCGUUUUCCUCGUUCUGAAUAAUUCCCCCUCAAUGGGCUGAAUAGUAAAACUGAUGAGCCCAGUCUCCUGCUGACGUCAUCCACCUGUUGGGGACGCU